AUGGAUGGUGCUACUUUCUCGCCAGAAAGAUCGCAAUCAAACGACCAAGAAUCCGAAGUAACUUUAAUCAAUGCCAUUACAACUGCUUCAGAAAAGGUCUCGCUCAGAGAGAGUAUUAGUGGAGGUGAGGUAGCAGAUCUACAAAGCUCAGAGGAUUGGGAGAUAGUCGGGUAUCUUAAUAGAGAUCAAAUCAAUAAAAUCAACGGUAUGGGUCGAAAAUCGGAUCAAGAGACGCUCAAAGUAUACAAAGAGAUAGAAUGGCCUGCUCUUUACUUCAAGAAUUUUACUUGCUUUUCAAAGCUUCCGCUUGAGCUUAGACGUAAGAUCUGGUUCCAUGCUCUACCAGAGCCACGUCUAGUAAAUUUUGUGAUGUACCCGAAAUCUGAGUUAGAGCUGCUUGUAGGGCGACAUCCAAAAGUUAUCAGUCUUGGCAUCAGGGAUUAUACUACAACUACAGACGUCACCAAAAACAAAGAAUUGAGCCACAACAUUCGUCCAUUCUUUUUGACAUGCCAUGAGCUCAAAGAUGUAUUCCUGGAACAUUACAAGAGCUUCAAUAUCCAUACCCAGAUACCUGCCGAUGGCAAACGUUUUUAUACGUCAGCUAUCCUACCCAUUUGCUCGACUGUAUGUCGCGUGAUUAUGGCAAGUCCUCCGAGUCAAUGCUAUAUCGAUCCUAAGACCGACUGUCUGAAGUUUGGCAACCUCAAAGAAUCAAUAGAGAUACUUGCUGGCAUCGGCAUGACCUUAGAUUUCUCGGAUUUGCGACAUAUUGCAAUUGGUGGGUGUUCAAAGUACAAUGAUGGGAGCCUUAAUUUGGAAUCAACCUGGAAAGCGAUUGAAGAUAACUUCCCUCAACUUUGCAAUACACUCUAG
Botrytis byssoidea is the source of this 876-nucleotide messenger RNA. RefSeq lists its product as uncharacterized. The transcript is spliced from 2 exons. Lineage: Eukaryota; Fungi; Ascomycota; Leotiomycetes; Helotiales; Sclerotiniaceae. The record is from RefSeq and is a predicted model, not a curated record. The coding region runs from base 1 to 876 and encodes 291 amino acids.